Molecule: messenger RNA, 1624 nt
Organism: Clupea harengus (Atlantic herring)
Lineage: Eukaryota; Metazoa; Chordata; Actinopteri; Clupeiformes; Clupeidae
Gene: emc7b
Product: ER membrane protein complex subunit 7b
Cellular component (GO): EMC complex
Molecular function (GO): carbohydrate binding
Source: RefSeq, a predicted model, not a curated record
UCGUACUUCCUGUUGUAAGGAUUACGUCGUCCAACUGGUAGCGAGAACUACGACUGUAGUGUCAAGCUGCGUUUUGAGUUAAAUCAUUUCGGAACAUAGUACUUAUUUUGAAGUUAACUGGUAGCACAAGAUGUUUCCACAACACAUAAUAUUCCAGCUAUGUCUGGCCUUGCACGCUUUGGUUGCUUUGUCGUGCUGUUUUAGUGAUUCAGACGCUGGGCCUUCAGCUGUAUCUUCACAAGCAAAUGGAGACCGAUUCAAGAUUGAGGGUCGUGCAGUUGUUCCAGGCGUAAAGUCGCAAGAAUGGGUGUCCGCAUCACGUAUUAUGGUUGAAGGAGAGGAGUAUGUAGGCUUUCUGAGGACGGAUGGAAGCUUUGUUGUAAAUGAUGUUCCAUCUGGCUCAUACGUUUUGGAGGUGGUGUCGCCUGAUUUUAAAUUCGAGCCUGUAAGAGUGGACAUAACUUCCAAAGGGAAAAUCAGGGCACGUCAGGUGAAUUACAUUAAGACUUCGGAGGUCAUCCGACAGCCUUAUCCACUCCAGGUGAGAUCUCCUGGUCCACAGACCUACUUCAUGAAGAGGGAGACAUGGGGCUGGUCAGAUUUCCUCAUGAACCCUAUGGUGAUGAUGAUGGUCCUUCCGUUAUUGAUCAUCGUCCUGCUUCCCAAAGUGGUCAAUACCAAUGACCCAGAGAUGAGAAAGGAGAUGGAGCAGUCCAUGAACAUGCUGAACCCCAACCCGGAGCUGCCCGACGUCUCUGAGUUCAUGACCAAACUGUUCUCCAAGGGCUCCACCAAGCCGGGCGGAGGCAGCAAAGCCACCCGCCCCGCGGCCGUCAAGCGGAGGUAGUGCUGGGGUCUCGUUGGAGUGGUCUUAGGGCACUGUGCUGAAUGGUCAGUUCUGCAGCUUCACUUUUCUCCUCAUGUCUUCUCUUCCUUUGUAAAUAUGUUUUUUUUAUUUUUCAUCCCACACGCACAAAAAAAAAAACGUUGUCGUCCUACUGAUGCAGAGACGAGCAUGGGCGUGGCCAUGGAGAGUUUGAAAUUGUUUUGUGUAGUCUUAUUUGCGCACACCUGUGUUGGGUUAUUUUUUCAAGCUGUCUUUUUUUUUUUUAGCUUUUUAUUUGUAAUUGGCUGUAUUUUGCACCAAUUGCACCUGUCAUCACACCUCAUGAUCCUCUGAAUCAGGAAAAUAGCGACCUACUAAUGUCUGUAACUCAAAUAGACUCUUGUUUUGCUGCUGCACUUGAGAUUCCAUUUCCUAUUAACGGGUUCAACUCCUCCAAUGUACUGGGGAUCGGUUCCAUUGUGAUUCAGCUGUAGUGCAGUAAGAUGCAGUGGAGUUGUGCAAGGUAUCUGAAUGUGUGGAGUUAUAAUUUUUUUCUUUAUUUUUAUCCUGGUACCUACACUUUUUGGAUUGUGCACUAAAGUGAAAUCAAAGUGGAUUCGAACCCCCCCCACCCCCACACCCAUCUCUAUUUCUACUUGAAGAAAUGCUAUUUGCCUGAAUAUUCAUUAUGAGAUUUCUGUUGACCUAGCAAACAUAACUGUGAAUGAAAAUGAUACAUUUUAGCUAUAUGAGACUUAUUUAAAUAAAGUUAUGAUCAAUUGUGAUGGUCUACCCAGA